Molecule: messenger RNA, 903 nt
Organism: Didymodactylos carnosus
Lineage: Eukaryota; Metazoa; Rotifera; Eurotatoria; Philodinida; Philodinidae
Source: the annotation of a GenBank genome assembly
AUGUUACCAGAUACUUACGAAACAUCGACAACUCGUAGAUUGAAAUUCUAUCUGUUGAUUAUUUUCCAAAUACCAUCGAUAUGCUGUUCAUUGUAUUUAUUCCACAAAUUUAUUAUCAAUCGUAAAUUACGUUGUCGUUUACAAAAUCAUAUAAUUAUUUGUAUAUUAAUAUCAAAUUUUUUAUCAUGUUCAACAGAACUACCAAUAACUUUAGCAUUUUUGCAUAACAAUGGUCAAUUGAAACCAUCAACAGCUCAAUUUUGUUUAAUAUGGAUCUACUGGAAUCAUCUAUUAAAUGCUCACAUAUCAUUUUUCGUUGCAUGGGCAUCAAUUGAACGACAUUUAUUUAUAUUUUAUCCCACACUUAUACGAACAAGAUCCGUUCUAUAUCAUUAUUUUCCCAUAACAUGUUGCUCAUUAUAUGCCAUCGUGUGGUAUAGUUAUUUUAUUCUUCUCUAUCCAUGUUCAAAUACUCAAUUGAAUUAUAAGCAAUUGCUUUGUUUUGGACCAUGUUAUCAAUAUCAGAUAAUUAUACGUAACGUUGAUUUAAUUUUGAAUGUAUUUGGUUCAACAUUCAUCAUUAUUAUUGCUAAUUUGACAUUGAUCGUUCGAGUUAUUGUCUGGAGAAAACGGCAUAUGAAUAUACGCGUAACUAAUGAAUGGAGAAAAAAUUUCAAAAUGGUUGUCCAAUUACUAUUAAUAUCACUGUUAUUUUCAAUAUCAUGGCUACCGUUAAUCGUUGUCCUAUUUAUUCGUCUGGUUUAUAAACCAAAUUUUUUACAAUAUCUAACAACCGUUUAUCUCCUUUAUACACCAUAUUUAAGUGCAUUAAUAACACCAUUGAUGUGUCUAGUUGCAACAGCUGAUAUAAAAGCAAAGAAAUAUAAAUUAAAUUGUAAAUAA